AUGCAGCCUCGCGUAUCGCAGCGCCCUUCGCUUGCAUGUCGUGAAUGCACGCGUAGGAAGCGGAAAUGCGACAAGAAGAUCCCCUGCUCGCGCUGUGUGCGCUUGAGCCUGCAAUGUGACCGCGAGGUCAUAUAUCUCCGGCGCCACAUCAGCCAGAACGGCUCGGAGAUAGCCUUCCUCACAUCGUUGCGCGAGGAGCUCCAGAGCCCUAAUCCCAGCAAAGUCGCAAAGGCCGUGCAGAAAAUCACCGAGAGGAUCGGCCUUCUCCACUCGGGUCAAGCCAAGGAAUCGCCCAGCAGAUCAGACGUCGGCUGUGACAUUCUCCAGGAGCUGCCCAGCCCAGACAAAAAGGCCCAGUCGGAGCUGUCGGAUGUCCCAGACUCGCAAGCCGAACCCCAGAUCGACCCUGACGGCCAGGAUUCUCUCAUCGUGACAGCUCUGGAGCAGAUCGCAUGGGGCCGGAACUACGGCAACUGCUACCCGCAUCGCCGUUGUGCUUGUCAUCACAACCGCAGCUGGUCCGAGCUGUCGUCUAUCGACAGCCAGUCCUUUCAGUUUGCCCGCUCCCCGUUUGCCGCCACGCUCAAUCUUCCCCACCGCGAUCUAGCGAAUGUCCUCAUCUCCUUCCACACGGACAAUGUUGCCUGGCACCACAAUUGCCUGCACUCGCCGACUUUUCUGCAGCAGUGCAACAUCUUCUGGAACACGGGAGAAUGCGACCAGCUCCAGUGGAUCGCGCUCUACUGCUCCGUCCUUGCCACGUCGCUGUUCUGCCUUCAGCAUAGCCCAAAGUAUCACGAUAAAUACGGAUACGCUCUGGGAUCUGUGCCUUAUUCGGCGCAAGAGCUGUUCAAAACAAUGCUGGACAUACUCUACGAAAGCAACUUCUUGCAGAACCUAUCGCUGUAUUCCGUACAGGCCAUUGUCAUCUCCACGGAAGUUGCCCACAACCUUGGCCACAGCCAGCUCAAUGCGACCCUUUUCAGUGCAGCGAUCAGGAUAGCCGAGUGCCUAGGAGUGCACAAGAUCGGAGAUCCGAAACCGGACAUUCUGGCCUCUGACGUUCCGCUGCCUCGGGAAGAAUGGUAUGCCAUGUUAGAGAGAGAGGUUGGGCGCCGGGUCUGGCUGCAAAUGGUCAUCCAAGAUCACUUUGCAAUCCCGUUUACAGAUUCCUACGGCAUCUAUCCUGCGCAGUACUCUACCAAAAUACCCAGCAACGCCAACGACGCCAACCUCAAAGCCAUGCCCGAUAACAUACCGACCGUCAGCACGUAUACACGUGUCCUAUCAUCGAUUGCCGAUCUCAUGCCUGAGCUAGCCGACGGCAUGGGCCCCUUGAAGGAGCGAAAGUCAGUACGUAGGCAGUACGAACAUGUGUUGGCAAUGGACCAGAAGAUGAGACAUGUUGUGCGGGCCAUCCCUCAGUUUCUUCUGCAGGCCAACCCGCUUCUCGAGGCCCAGAUACCUUGGCUUGGCAUAGCUCGCCAGAGUCUUGCCGUCACGGCCGCCGAAAAGAUCAUCAUGAUUCACCGGCCGUUCAUGUUUCGGUCCUUUCAGUCACCGGCGUAUGCGCCUACCCGGCGAACGUGCGUCUCGGCAUCCAUGACAAUCUUGCGCAACCACAGGAGCAUUACCGAAUCGGGCGAAGUUUCGCUGUGGACCCAUACGGCCUUCUGUAUCACGGCAGCCUUGAUUCUCUGCUUUGAAAUCAUCUGCAAUCGGGGAGAAGACCACGCAGACGACCUGCAUAGUCAAAGAGCCAUGUACGGAAAUGCAAUUGAUCACGCGCGCCAGUACUUGACAAGUCGUACUGGCGACGUGCUGGCCCAGCGUGGUGUGCUGCUGAUCAAUGCCAUCUUCUCGGGAGUUCCUGGAGAAGCCCAGGCACCGGCCUCAAUCAGCUUUGCCGAUGUUGUCUCUCGUUUCACCUUGGACUGGGCUAUCUUGGGCCUGAAUAGCGAAAUUCAACAGCAAUCGGCGGAAUCUCCGGUUGACUUGCGGCCUACACUUCGAGGAUCACCUAGUGUGCAUGGGGCUGGCUUCAGUCCAGAGUUUGAAGACUUUGAUGCCUGGUUCCAGCAUAUCUUCUCCACCGGUGCCGAAGCGUUUGAGUAG
This is a messenger RNA of Grosmannia clavigera kw1407, 2115 nucleotides long. Its product is annotated as c6 zinc finger domain containing protein. Lineage: Eukaryota; Fungi; Ascomycota; Sordariomycetes; Ophiostomatales; Ophiostomataceae. Gene Ontology annotation, molecular function: DNA-binding transcription factor activity, RNA polymerase II-specific; zinc ion binding. Gene Ontology annotation, biological process: regulation of DNA-templated transcription. The transcript has 3 exons. The record is from RefSeq and is a predicted model, not a curated record. The coding region runs from base 1 to 2115 and encodes 704 amino acids.